AUGUGCAAAACGGAAAAAUGUAAAAAACAUCAUUUGGAUGUAGAGUACACAGCAAACAAUCAGACAGAAGUAAUAGCUCCAACAAAUAACAGUAUAGUUAUGGCCCACAAUUAUAGUAACGCAUGUUUUAGUAAAAGGAAAAAAAAUGAAUAUUUAUUACCUGUACAGAGUAUAAUAAAAAAGGAAAAUAUUUUUAAAAAUUGUGAUAUAGUAUGUAAUAUAUUACCCUUUUUAACGUUUUCUGAGAGAUGGAAUAAUAAAUUAUUAAAUAAAUCAUUUUAUAAAUCUUUUAAUACUAAAUAUGCUUGGACAAGUUUAGACUUUCGAUUUCUUGAUGUAGAUUUGUUUAAUUUUUCCUUUUUUAAAAAAUAUAACAAGCUUUUUUAUAAUACUGUCUCUUUGUCCCUAUCAGUUAAUGGAAAUAAAAGAGUAGAAGUUACCAUUAAUAUGAUAAUAAAACAUUUUAAGAAUCUUAAAGAUCUCCGCUUAUAUUUUCGAAAAAAAAAUACGAAUUAUAUAUAUGAGGGGGUCCACCCGAUCGUUUCGAACAUACUAAACCUUCAAAUAUUGCAAGAUGGCAAAAGUGAGAGAGGUGAGCAAGUAAAAUGCGGUCGAGAAAAGGAUGUCCGAGAAAGGGAUGACCGAGAAAGGGAUGACCAAGAAAGGGAUGACCGAGAAAGGGAUGACCAAGAAAGGGAUGACCGAGAAAGGGAUGACCGAGAAAGGGAUGACCGAGAAAAGUGUAAGCACGAAUCGUGCAAAAGCAACAAUAGGGUCCCUGAUAAGUGCAGUGAUAGGGUACAUAUACGAACGGAUGGCGAUGAAUGUGAACAGAAGGAAUAUGAUGAAGACACAAAAGCCCGAAAUUAUAAUAAUAGUGCAAAAGGAAAAAGAGAUAAAAAAGAAAAGGUUUUUUGUUCUUAUAAGGAAUACCAUACGAAUGAAAAUAAAGACUUGUAUAACUCAUUACCGAAUGAUUUUACAAAUUGUGAUAUUCAUCUUAAUGAUCUCUUUUUAGAAAAGUAUUACUAUUAUUAUUAUUGUAAAUAUAAAGAAGAUAAAGACUAUAUGGAAAACAGCCUAUUAACAGAAGAAUCAUUACAAAAGUAUUUAUACAAUAUAGAACAUAUAAAAAUUUUUAAAAAUAGAAAUUUGAUUCUUUCAAAUACCUUUAACAAUUUAGAGAGACUAGUAUUAGAUGUUGAAUUGAAAGGAGAUGAACUCCUCUGUUUUGUAGGAAAGUUAAACAAUUUAAAAGAUAUUAUUAUCAGCAAACUGUUGUACUCGAACAAAUUAAAUAAAUCCCAAAGCAUUACUAUAUUUACCUGUUUCAUUGAAAAAAUGAAGCAGAAUAAUAUACGCCUUAUACAAUUAGGCUUAUAUUUUAGAAAUGAAUAUAAACCUAUCGAUUAUUUAAAUAAUAAAAAAUUUAGAAAAAUACUUAAUGAAAGAAAAGAAUACCUUUAUAAUAUUAAUAAGGAGGAAGGGGAUGAGUUAAUAUACAUUCUGCAAAAGAAUCAUUUGAACUCCUUAUACUGUCUAUGGAGUAACGACCUUUUCAUUUCCUUUGAGAUGUAUGAACAAAUCAAAAAGUUCAACAAUUUAAAGGUGUGGAUCCUGCCAGGAUGGCGAGCCUUGUCCCUCGCAAAGCAGUAA
This is a messenger RNA of Plasmodium malariae, 1656 nucleotides long. Its product is annotated as conserved Plasmodium protein, unknown function. Lineage: Eukaryota; Apicomplexa; Aconoidasida; Haemosporida; Plasmodiidae. The transcript is spliced from 2 exons. Bases 1 to 1656 code for a protein of 551 amino acids. The record is from RefSeq and is a predicted model, not a curated record.